Messenger RNA from Diaporthe citri, 3285 nucleotides. RefSeq lists its product as uncharacterized. The coding region runs from base 1 to 3285 and encodes 1094 amino acids. NCBI's taxonomy places the organism in Eukaryota, Fungi, Ascomycota, Sordariomycetes, Diaporthales, Diaporthaceae. The record is from RefSeq and is a predicted model, not a curated record. Gene Ontology annotation, molecular function: iron ion binding; heme binding; oxidoreductase activity, acting on paired donors, with incorporation or reduction of molecular oxygen. The transcript has 6 exons.
AUGGCGGCCGCCACUCUGAUACUAGCAGCGGCAGUGCUAGUUGUACUUUCACUGCUUGUCAAAUCGGUGUUAAGCACUCUAAGAGCUAUUCGCUCGCCGCUGCGUGAUAUACCAGGGCCAUGGUACGCCCCGCUGACCACGAUACACCUCAAAUGGGGCUUCUCAACGGGAGAGAUCUGGAAGACCGUGGAGGAAGCCCACUCCAAUUAUGGUUCUAUCGUUCGUCUCGGCCCGCGCCAGAUCUGGGUGUCAGACAAAGACGCCCUCAAGCAGAUCUUGGUCAAGGUGGACCUGCCCAAGGUUGCCAUGUAUUCUGAAAUCUCUCGAGACAAGCUCAGUCCUGGUCUCUUUGGGGAGAUCCGGUACGAGCCUCACAAGAAACUGAAGCGCUUCCUGUCACCAGCCUUCACUGUCAACUACAUCGACAACCUGGAGUCUUUCUUCCAACACACCGUUCGAGCACUGCUGUCCAAGUACCAGAAUACAAUCGACCGCGAUCUCCAACUUGCCAAACAUACCGGCUUCCAGGUGGAUCUGAUGGAAGACCUCCACAACGUAGCUCUCGACAUCAUGGGAGAAUGCUCCUUCGGCAAGGGCUUCGGGCAGACAAACCCAGACCAGACCGAGGUGGAGAACGGCGUGGACGAGCAGGUAUGGAAGUCGAUCCCGCGCUCCAUCUUCGAUGGGCUCGCGAAGCGGUACCGGACCGUCUACGUCAAGAAGUUCUUCCGGAAGCUCGGGUGGGACAUCAAGUUCGACUGGCCGGCCGAGAUGAUCACCGCCAUCGACGCGGUCGUCCGCCGCCGCAGCGCCAAGGCCGGCAAGGAGGGCGCCGACGUGGAGCGCCAGGACCUGCUGCAGCACAUGAUCGACGAGGGCCGCAAGCCCGACACGGGCACGGUCAUGACAAGCCGCGACAUCAUCGACCAGAUGGCCGAGGUGCUGCUCGCCGGGUCCGAGACCACCAGCGGCACCGUCGCGUGCCUGUUCCUCGAGCUGGCGCGCACCCCGGAUGUGCGGGCGAAGCUGCUGGCCAGCCUGCCUCCUCGCGCUGUCAUGGACGAGGACAUCAUCACGUCCAAGACGGUGCGGACGGACCCGCGGUACGAGUAUCUCGAGGCGUGCAUCAAGGAGAACUUGAGGAUGCACCCUAUCGCAUCCGAGAUGGGCCGUCGGACGGGCGGUGAGUGGGUUGAGAUCAUGGGCUACAGGCUUCCGCCUCACACCGUCGUCAGCGCCAGUUACAGGGCUCUGCACUUGAAUGAGGAGCACUGGCCCCAGGCGCAGCGGUUCUGGCCCGAGCGGUGGUUGCCAGAGGGCAAGAGAGAGGGCGCACCAGCUCCCGAUAUGGAUGCGUACUAUCCCUUCUCCGGCGGGAAGCACUCCUGCAUAGGCAUCAACUUCGCCUGGGCCGAGAUGCGCAUGGUGGCCGCCAACAUCUUCAGCCGCUUCGAUGCCAUCGAGGUGCCUGGUCAGGACAUUGACUUCAGGCAGUACAUCACAAUGCAGUUUGCCAGUGGCCACUGGCAGGUCAAACUCAAGCCAAGGCAAAGGGGUCCUGAGGCUCUCGAGGGCCCCUUUGACCCUUUCACGGGUGAGCACACGAGCCAACGGCCCUUCGAAUUUCCCGCCCCUCCCGCACUUCGGCUGUGCCAGCCACAGGAGCUCGCCAGGCUGAAGGUACCCAACGACGUUCCCGUUCAGGUGCUGGAGGGGAUGCGCAACAGAAGAGGCCACAAAAGGUAUGUCAACUACCCAACGAGGCUGUUCCACCUCAGACCGCAGUCUAACCUCAGGAUGACUGACGACUUGGACUGGGAGAAGGCUUUCCUCUGGCAGAAGGUCUCCAACCCCCAUUGCGAUGCCAGCUGGAUCCAGGAGUUCCCCUGCCCAGCGCUGGACCUUCCCUUGGAAGACUUCCCGGGGGAAAUCCUCAGGCGGGGUCUGGCAAUGGGGGCAAGUAAGAGAACCGUUCGUGAGUCGCUCGAUUUUGCCGCAGCCGUCCUCAACGCAGCUGGCAGAGACCCAUCGGAGCCCGCCCCAGUCUCGGAGGUGCCAUGGCGGAACAUCAAGGUUAUGGCGCUAAAUAUCAUCAGAAGACUCGAGAGGAAAAACAACAGUGAGGCUGCCGUCAUGGCCGCCAGGGUCAGAGAGCACCAGAAAGCCAGAGAUGACUACCGGUCCUUCUUCCGGUUCCGGGACUCGGACCGCAAGCCCUUCGGCAUGGGGUUCCGAGGCACGCGGGACGUCCUGCUGCUCGACGACGAGUACCUGACCGACUUCCUCAGCCGCGCCGGCCAGCGCGGCCCGCUCGGACAGCGCAAAAGGUCCGACGUGAAGCUUGUCUCUUUCCUGAACAGCCUUGACGCGGCAAAGGUGACCACGGUCGCGGUGUCGGCGAGGGCUUUCGGGCAAAGGAAGACCAGAAGGUACCUCUGCUACGCCGUCGUGAGGACCUUCCCCAACCUCCAGCGGCUGCUGCUCACCUCGAUCGGCACCACCGACCUGGACCGCGAGCGCCCGUCGUCGACCGCGUCCCAGUACGCCCGGUUCGUCGAGAUCCAGGACUUCGCCGACCGUGAGGUCCGCGAGAACGGCGGCAGCAGCUUUGUGGCCCAGCCCCGCGAGGACGCCGCCGCCCACUUCGACGUUGCCAACAUGUCCUCGGAGCUUAUCGAGGCCACGGGCGCCUACGCGGACGGCAGGGGCAGGGUGCUGGAUGGCGAUCCCGCGCGGACGCCCCUGGUCGCCUACGGCGUCGCAGCAGGCCUCCUGCACGACCCGGCGGCGCAAGCCCGGGACGACAACAAGUUCGAACCGCCCCUCGUGGAUGACGUGCAGUUUUACUUAUCUGCCGCGUUCCAGGUCUUCAUGCGCCGGAGGGAAGCCGCGGCGCAGGCGACGCGAGCGGAAACACUAUCCAAGCUCAACGGCCGUGGAACGAUGCUGCCUCGGCCGGUGCGCGGCCCUCCCGGGUCCGCGCAGCCCGUCGCCAGGCUGUACCGCCGUACAGAGGUCAUCCCCGAGGGCUUUUUGGAGUGGGUCGUGGAGCACCAGGCCAAGCUCCGCAGGCGCGCGGCAUGGGACGAGGAUGCUUCGGAGACGGAUCCCGAGUCGGAGGCGUCGCUGCCGGCGGCCGAGGUCGGGCCUGUGGACAGGGAGUAUGCGCGGGUUGAGCCGUUUUUGCUGGUUUACAACCGAGAUUCCUUUGAUAGGAACGUGCAGAGUGGGUGGGCGGGAUUCGGCCCUGGCGUUGAUAUGUCUCACUUUGGUAGGGCACAAUGA